This is a messenger RNA of Mandrillus leucophaeus (drill), 3010 nucleotides long. RefSeq names its product CKLF-like MARVEL transmembrane domain containing 4 (gene CMTM4). NCBI's taxonomy places the organism in Eukaryota, Metazoa, Chordata, Mammalia, Primates, Cercopithecidae. Bases 34 to 453 code for a protein of 139 amino acids. The transcript has 4 exons. The record is from RefSeq and is a predicted model, not a curated record. Gene Ontology annotation, cellular component: membrane.
GCCCUGAUUGCAUUCAUCUGUAUAGAGACCAUCAUGGCGUGCUCCCCGUGUGAAGGCCUCUACUUUUUUGAGUUUGUGAGCUGCAGUGCGUUUGUGGUGACUGGCGUCUUGCUGAUUAUGUUCAGUCUCAACCUGCACAUGAGGAUCCCCCAGAUCAACUGGAACCUGACAGAUUUGGUCAACACUGGACUCAGCACUUUCCUUUUCUUUAUUGCUUCAAUCGUACUGGCUACUUUAAAUCACAGAGCCGGAGCAGAAAUUGCUGCCGUGAUAUUUGGCUUCUUGGCGACUGCAGCAUAUGCAGUGAACACAUUCCUGGCAGUGCAGAAAUGGAGAGUCAGCGUCCGCCAGCAGAGCACCAAUGACUACAUCCGAGCCCGCACAGAGUCCAGGGAUGUGGACAGUCGCCCUGAGAUCCAGCGCCUGGACACUUUUUCCUAUUCACAAACAUAACAGUAAGGGAAAAAAUCACCCACAAGCCCGCUGAGUUUGAAUCACUGGCAGCUUGCCUAGAAAAGUUUAGAUGAUGGGUCCUUGAAUGGUGUAUCUAUUUCAUAGGGUGAGUUUGUUGUCUAUGUUUUUUUAUGCUGAGGCUGUAAUUCAGGUGACUGCUAUCUAGACACCUGGGGUGGCAUGUUUUCUUUGGGAUGCAUAAUACAGAAAGGCCAGGGAGCCUUUGGCUUGGACCCCAGGGAGCUAUCGAAACUUUUGAAGUUUAAGUUUAGGAGUAAGAACAUAUCUCAGACCACCUUAGUCAGCUUUGCUAAUGGGAUUUAGGGCCAGGCCAGAGUUUCUUUUCCUAACUGUUCCUGAAAAGAGAGAUGGUGUGAAACAAGAUUCUGAUAAUGGUUUGUGUGAGACUUGAUCAUAGUCUAAAACUAUCAUGUCUUGAGUUGCCUUAGGAUGACAGUGCAGACACCCAGUAGGAAGUACCCCAUUUUUAUCAGGAAAGUCAGUCACGCGAAGGGAUGGUGAGGAGACGAGGGGAGAGGAGGGAGACUUGGUGCCCUUGCACCAGGGUGAGGCCUGACUCACGCCGCUUCCCCCCACAGGCCCUGCUUUGCUUGCCUGCUUUUUCCGGAGUCAAUUUUGCAAGUUUCAAGACUCUGUUCCCCUCUUUGCAGAAGUGAGGAAGGCAAAUACUCAGGGUUUGAAGAGCGACCUGGCUGGCUCGGGGGCUGGCAGAUGCGAGGGCAGGACACCUGGGGUGGACUAGUAGGCUGGCCCAGGCCCAAAGGGGGCUGCCUGCUCCCAACUCUUUCACUCUGUAACCCAUUUUAAAACGAGUUUUUGAAUCUUGCCUCAAAUUGACCUACUUGGAUAAAAUCAGUGCUUUUCCUAACUUGAUUUUGUUUGACAUGGUUCCCUCUAAGAGAAUGCUAGGAAUUGAAACUAUUUGUAUAUGUUGAAAUUUGUAGGGGUUCAGGAACCCAUGGCAGAAACAUAUUUAUUUACAAGUAUGACUAUUUUUUUUUCAAAGUAGGCAAUUCUGUCUUUGUAUAUUUUAAGGCAAAUAAUCACUUCACCUCUGGUGCCUUCCAUGCGUCGCAUAAGCACUCGUCAAUCAUGGAAUUGGAAAAAAAGAUGUACAUUUAGUUAAGCCAGAUAACACUAUUUUUGUAGCAUGAUUUUAGAUUGUGUCCUUUUAAUAUUGUUUUCAACAAUGGUAGUUUUGAGGUUUUGGCCAUUUUCUCUUUACACUUCGUAUGUAUUUUAAAGAAGAAAAAAACAACAAAAAAAUUCCCUGGCUAUUCCUCUUUCCUGUCUGCUGCUGCUUCUCCCACAUCUUGUUCCUGCUUAUUUAAAUAGUCUGAGAGUAAGAGUAUAUUUCUGUGAAAUAAUUAUAAGUCAGUAUAAUUGCAUUGGCAUUUUUUAACCACUUGCUCAGUUUGGAGCCACUGCUCACCUCAAACAGUACAAAGAAAGUGGUUCCAUAUUUUACAAACAAAAGAGUAGCAUCAGAGCCCUGACCUGUCUUUGGGUGUAAAAUGGUGAAAGGCCGGCGUCUGGCUCCUUCCCCUGUGGUUUGGGCUGGUGAACUGAGCCCAGGUGUAUUCUCUGGCCCGGGCCCCUUCCAGGAUCAGUGCAGGCAUCCUGCAGAGGCGUGGCCUUCCUGCCACUACAGAGUGGGAAGCUUCCCGGGGGACCUCAGCCGGCUCCGGAGCUCUCACCUUCCACUCGGAUCUCGUAUUGGUUCGUUGUGGAUGCUCUGGCUAGGCUUGGUGGCAUAUUCCAGGCUUCAGGCCUGAACAAAACAGGCUGCUUGCUGUGAGGAGCUAGAUGACACCAAGACACAGACAUAUACUCUUUAGCAGCUCCUUUCGCCUCUCCUUCCUGCAGGGCGUGAGUUAUGGCUGGUCCCAAAACCCUUGAAUAAACUAGCUGAGCCAUUGCAAAUGAAGGUACAGAUGGAUUGAAACAUAAAAUCGUAGCUUUUGAUGUCCUUCUGAAGGGUCAGAAUAUGUAAUUAUUUGAUAACCAAGGAAGUCAAGCCAGAUGGCUAAGUAGUAACUUUCCAAUAUGAUUUAUCCGUGGUACUUCACCUGGUGGCACUUUUGGGGGGCAAUAUUAACAACUAUCACAUUUUACUUGUUAAGUCUCUUUCAUUCUGGCAGUUUAAAGACACAACUGUGGGCUUUCUGAGGCAAUGCCCACUGGGCAAACUUAGGUUUAUGUGUUUGGUUUUUCAGCUACAGAAGCCCUGGGUGGGUGCCCCCUGGCUGGCCUGGCUCUCGGCUUCAAGUCUGUAUGUCUGGAGUGGGUUGGGGCCCCAAAGCUUUGCUGCUAUUGAUUUGUCCCCGACAGCAGGCAAAGCCUCACAUUGCCCUCAAUUUUCCCCCUUUCAUUUGAAGGACCAAUUUUUCACGGUACUUGUCUUGAUCUUUUUCAUAGUGUUCAAAUCUGUAUUUUUGUAUGUAGAGGAAAAUAAUUUUCUCAACACUAAUCGUUAAUAACUAUUGUAUUAAAUCGUCAUGAAGGAACUCUUGUUUAAUAAAUGGACGUGUAAGGA